Messenger RNA from Myripristis murdjan (pinecone soldierfish), 965 nucleotides. It is a transcript of the gene eif3f, whose product is annotated as eukaryotic translation initiation factor 3, subunit F. Gene Ontology annotation, biological process: translational initiation. The record is from RefSeq and is a predicted model, not a curated record. NCBI's taxonomy places the organism in Eukaryota, Metazoa, Chordata, Actinopteri, Holocentriformes, Holocentridae. The transcript has 8 exons. Gene Ontology annotation, cellular component: eukaryotic translation initiation factor 3 complex, eIF3m. The coding region runs from base 44 to 865 and encodes 273 amino acids. Gene Ontology annotation, molecular function: translation initiation factor activity; translation initiation factor binding; metallopeptidase activity.
UCCUACCAAUGAAAACAGACGGCAGGGCCAGUCCUUUUCCAAGAUGUCGGUGUACGGGCCGGUGGUGAAAAUUCACCCUGUCGUUCUCGCCUCCAUUGGCGACUCGUACGAGCGGAGAAAUGAGGGAGCGAGUCGAGUGAUCGGGACCCUGCUGGGUACCAUUGACAAACACUCUGUUGAGGUUACCAACUGCUUCUCUGUGCCCCACAAUGAGUCAGAGGAUGAGGUUGCCGUGGACAUGGAGUUUGCCAAGAACAUGUAUGAGCUCCACAAGCGGGUGUCACCCAGUGAGGUCAUCAUUGGAUGGUACGCCACGGGCUUUGACAUCACAGAGCACUCGGUGCUGAUCCACGAGUACUACAGCCGCGAGGCCACCAACCCCAUCCACCUGACUGUGGACACGGCCCUGCAGAGUGGCAAGAUGAACAUCCGCGCCUACGUCAGUGCACAGAUGGGUGUUCCAGGAAAGACAGUUGGUGUGAUGUUCACCCCCCUGAGUGUCAGAUAUGUCUACUAUGACACUGAGAGGAUAGGCGUGGAUCUUCUCCAGAGGACGCGUGUCACUCCCAGUCGCACCAAGGGCCUGACCUCUGACCUGUCCCAGGUGGCCAGCUCUGCAUCCAGGGUACAGGACAUGCUGGCCACUGUACUCUCAUACAUUGAGGACGUACUGUCUGGCAAGGUGACAGCAGACAACAGCGUGGGCCGUUUCCUGAUGGACCUGGUCAACAAGGUGCCCACCAUCUCAGCCGAGGACUUCGAGACCAUGCUCAAUUCCAACAUCAACGAUCUGCUGAUGGUCACCUACCUAUCCAACCUCACCCAAGCUCAGAUUGCCCUGAACGAGAAGCUGGUGCUGCUCUGAGUGAUGGACACAUAGAAUUUCUUUGGAGUGGUUCAUAUUUAAUUUUGUACACUUUUUCUUUGGCUGAGAUGAAUAAAAAAAAAAAGAUGUUUAACAGUCA